Zingiber officinale is the source of this 956-nucleotide messenger RNA. Its product is annotated as glycine-rich RNA-binding protein 4, mitochondrial-like. Gene Ontology annotation, molecular function: RNA binding. The record is from RefSeq and is a predicted model, not a curated record. Lineage: Eukaryota; Viridiplantae; Streptophyta; Magnoliopsida; Zingiberales; Zingiberaceae. The transcript is spliced from 4 exons. The coding region runs from base 395 to 793 and encodes 132 amino acids.
CCUCUUGUUCAACCUUGACGGCGUCCCGAAGGGGCAUUUCGUCGAACACUUGGAGGGCGUCGGGAGGAAAAAUCCAGUAAGGUAAUAAGGUCAAGCAGCUAGCGAUCUUGACAGUGAGUGCAUGGGGCCUGGUCCGAGAAAGCGAAGGAUUUGUUAGCGGCUAGGAAGGAAGGAAACUCGUCGGCGGUGGAGAUCAUCGAGACUCCUGCAAAUCAGUAUUAGUCGAUAUUUCAACCCUACAAACUUACCAAUUGCCAUACCGACUUUCAUUUCAUUGAACUAGGGCAUAUCCGGUGGGCCCCACUAGGACAGCAUUAGUAAUUGGGUAAGAAGGCGUGCCACGUAGAAUAUAAGCCACUCUGGUUUUGUGUGAGAUAGAGGAGGACGAAGCCCUAUGAGGCAUUUCGUCAGUCGGCUGUCGUUCGCACGCCCCUCCGGCUUCCUUCAGGCGCGAUAUCAGUGCUGUACGCCCCCUCCGCCGCCGCCUUCCAAUCCCAAAUUGUUUGUGGGAGGUCUCUCUUGGUCUGUUGAUGAAAAGUCUCUCAGGGAUGCCUUCUCUUCCUUCGGCGAGGUCACGGAAGUUAGGAUCAUGUAUGACAAGAGCACUGGAAGGUCAAGAGGAUUUGGGUUCGUCCGUUUUGCAACUGAUGAUGCAGCUAAAUAUGCUAGAAAUGCCAUGGACGGAAAGGCAUUUCUUGGAAGGCCUCUGCGAAUAAGCUUUGCCGUCGAUAAAGUUCGUGGUGUACCAAUUGUUGUUCCUCGGCUUCCGGCAGAUGAAGAAUCAACAAAUUGAGAGUUGUUUGAUAUUUACCCAAACAACUUUAAAAUAUUAUUAUUGUUUGCCUCUCUCGGUUUAAACCACUCAAAUUUUAGAACAUUCAAGCUUGUUAUAUAACUGAGUCAAGCCGAUCCUAAAAUGAAAAAUGAAUCAAGACAUUGAAAGUUGAUUGUUCAAA